AUGUCGAAAUUUGAAGAUAAUCCCUUUAGUGAUCCAACCAUAGACAAUCCUUUUGCUGAUCCAUCCGUUCAGCAAGUAGCUAGAAGCACUACAAAUGCAACCCGUGGAUUGGAUGACUAUAACCCAUUUGAAGCACAGCAAAAUGCAAAUCAAGCUACGGGACAACAGCAGCCUUCACAGCCGGCAAUCAUGCAGGCAGUAUCUCCACCAAUUGGUGGAGGAUACACAAGGCCUGCACAACCACAGGCAUCACAGGCUCCACCACCCAAUUUCACAACUGCCGACUUUCAAAAGCGGCAAGAGGAACUAGAACGUAAGGCUGAAGAGUUGGCACGACGCGAGGCUGAACUCCGAGCAGGCUCAGCAGGUCGUAGGAACAAUUGGCCACCGUUGCCUGCCUUCUGUCCAGUUCAACCGUGCUUCUAUCAGGAUAUAAACGUGGACAUUCCGCUAGAGUUCCAAAGAAUCGUGCGUCACUUAUAUCAUUUGUGGAUGUUUCACUCCCUGGUGUUGGCAUUGAACAUAAUCGGUGCGAUGUCGCUAAUGUUCGCCGGCGAGGGUUUCACGAUAUUCGGCCUGUCGAUACUUUACUUCUUGCUACUGACACCGUUCAGCUUUAUAUGUUGGUACCGACCAAUAUACAAGGCGUUCAGGAGUGAUUCCUCUUUCAACUUUAUGGUCUUCUUCUUCAUUUUCCUGUUCCAAAUCAUCAUCACAACGGUGCAAUCGAUUGGAUUCAGUGGAGGAGGUUCUUGUGGCCUGAUCACCAGUAUCUCAGCAUUUAAACUAAACGUCGGCGUUGGAAUCAUCACUCUCCUGGUGACUAUCGGAUUUAUCACUUCAGUGGUAGCAGAUGUCAUGUUAAUGGCAAAGGUGCAUCGCAUCUACAGAUCGACCGGGGCGUCUCUAGCGAAAGCGCAGGCUGAGUUCACGACGGAGAUUCUUCGCAACCAGCACGUUCAGACGGCCGCUUCCAACGCAGCCGCAGCUGCGGUUAACGCUCAGAUCGCGAACGCCAACCGAUAUUAA
Molecule: messenger RNA, 1029 nt
Organism: Parnassius mnemosyne (clouded apollo)
Lineage: Eukaryota; Metazoa; Arthropoda; Insecta; Lepidoptera; Papilionidae
Source: the annotation of a GenBank genome assembly